AUGGUCGACGCCAUGAGAAAUGACCGCAUUCGUCUCACUGAACUUCUUGGUGGACACGAGGAAUUCCAGCAGCUGCUGGACUAUGUGGUGGACAUCGCCGUGGAAAUUAACAGAAUUGGACAGCUCCCGGCAUCCAAUGUGGGAAGAGAGAUGGUGAACAACUACUUACACUACCUACGCGAGGUGGUAGACAAUAUCAUUGAUCUUUUGGGUUAG
Molecule: messenger RNA, 216 nt
Organism: Caenorhabditis remanei
Lineage: Eukaryota; Metazoa; Nematoda; Chromadorea; Rhabditida; Rhabditidae
Exons: 2
Coding region: 1-216 (71 amino acids)
Source: RefSeq, a predicted model, not a curated record